This is a messenger RNA of Racocetra fulgida, 130 nucleotides long. The record is from the annotation of a GenBank genome assembly. NCBI's taxonomy places the organism in Eukaryota, Fungi, Glomeromycota, Glomeromycetes, Diversisporales, Gigasporaceae.
AGAGGCCAAAGAGCAAAGAGAAAAAGCUAAAACUUUACUUCACAACCCUCAAGAAAUUUCUUUUAGUCAAGACAAUCCAUACAUUAAACAAGAAAAUACAGAUAUCGAACCAACUACAGAAUCAUCUGAA